Messenger RNA from Staurois parvus, 515 nucleotides. Lineage: Eukaryota; Metazoa; Chordata; Amphibia; Anura; Ranidae. The record is from the annotation of a GenBank genome assembly.
AUGUCAGAAUAGUACAGAUGUCCCCCAAAUGUCAGGACGGUACAGAUGUCCCCCAAAUGUCAGGACGGUACAGAUGUCCCCCAAAUGUCAGGACGGUACAGAUGUCCCCCAAAUGUCAGGACGAUACAGAUAUCCCCCCAAAUGUCAGGACGGUACAGAUAUCCCCCAAAUGUCAGGACGGUACAGAUAUCCCCCAAAUGUCAGGACGGUACAGAUAUCCCCCAAAUGUCAGGACGGUACAGAUGUACCCCCCAAAUGUCAGGACGGUACAGAUGUCCCCCAAAUGUCAGGACGGUACAGAUAUCCCCCAAAUGUCAGGACGGUACAGAUAUCCCCCAAAUGUCAGGACGGUACAGAUAUCCCCCAAAUGUCAGGACGGUACAGAUGUCCCCCAAAUGUCAGGACGGUACAGAUAUCCCCCAAAUGUCAGGACAGGUACAGAUAUCCCCCAAAUGUCAGGACGGUACAGAUAUCCCCCAAAUGUCAGGACGGUACAGAUAUCCCCCAAAUGUCAG